UGAGCGACUGCAGCCCUAGUGUCUGCAACCUCAGGCCGGCCUACCUCCCUGCUGGGGUCUCGGCUGCUGGAUCCUGGCCGCCCUCCAGCCGUGUCUGCUCUCUGCUUUCUCUGCUUCCUUGUCCUGACAUCCCCCUCCCAUCCAGAAAGCUGCCCAGCCACCAGCAGCCCCCAGUGCCACCAUGGCAACUGCACCAUACAACUACUCGUACAUCUUUAAGUAUAUUAUUAUUGGGGAUAUGGGAGUAGGAAAAUCUUGCUUGCUUCAUCAAUUUACAGAAAAAAAAAUUAUGGCUGACUGUCCUCACACAAUUGGUGUUGAAUUUGGUACAAGGAUAAUUGAAGUUAGUGGCCAAAAAAUCAAACUGCAGAUUUGGGAUACAGCAGGACAGGAACGGUUCCGAGCUGUUACACGGAGCUACUACAGAGGGGCUGCAGGCGCACUCAUGGUGUAUGACAUCACCAGAAGAAGUACAUAUAACCACUUAAGCAGCUGGUUGACAGAUGCAAGGAAUCUCACCAAUCCAAACACUGUAAUAAUUCUCAUAGGAAAUAAAGCAGAUUUGGAAGCACAGAGAGAUGUUAGCUAUGAAGAAGCCAAACAGUUUGCUGAAGAAAACGGCUUAUUGUUCCUUGAAGCAAGUGCAAAAACGGGAGAGAAUGUAGAAGAUGCUUUUCUUGAGGCUGCCAAGAAAAUCUAUCAGAACAUUCAGGAUGGAAGCCUGGAUCUGAAUGCUGCCGAGUCUGGUGUACAACACAAACCCUCAGCCCCGCAGGGAGGACGGCUAACCAGUGAACCCCAACCCCAGAGAGAAGGCUGUGGCUGCUAGUGACCUCUUUGCUCUUGCCCCUCAUUUGACCUUUCACAUCUGUCUGUUGGGAGCAGUACUUUUUACUGUUUCCUUGUCUUCUGUACAUCUUACUGGGUUUAAUUAAAAACAGAAAAAAACAACUCUUGUAAAAACAGUUUAACAAUACCAAACUGCUAAACAACUAGAUGUAAUCAGGUUAUCAAAGGCAAGUAGAGUAAUAAAUCUCUCCUGCAUGGUAAAUCUAGACUUUCCCCCUUUGAUUGUCCUCGUGAUAGGUUUGUCACCAAUAUAUGAUUUAAAAUGAGCACUGAUGCGGGACUCGAUUUUUACCUUCCCCUUUGGCAUGGCUUUGUCUCACUGUACGGUUAGAUUCGAUCUCUUCGGACUUUCUCCCAUCUUUAAACUGUUCAAGUAUGUCUGUUGUAGCAAGAAAGUUCAUUGCUGUGAAAUGACUUCCGAUGGUAGAGAAAAGGGGGUCUGCAACUGCUUUUGUUUUUGUUGGAUAAAUUCCCUGUUGUAGAGGUGGCAUUUUUCUUGAUGAGGUUUGCUUGUCUUAGCCUUGCACAGGGAAUAAUACCCAUUUACCUUUUCUUUUGCUUAAUUAAUAGCUUUAUUUUUUUGCACCAUUUUAUCCUUUUCUCUUUAACAGAAAGUAAAUAUGUAUAAAAUUUGAAGAAACCUAACUAACAAUACCUUCUGUGUAUAUUAUUGUAAUGAAGAAAAUAAAUUGAUUACUGGCAUUGGAACAGUAUAAAAUA
Messenger RNA from Mesocricetus auratus (golden hamster), 1569 nucleotides. Its product is annotated as ras-related protein Rab-14-like. Gene Ontology annotation, cellular component: trans-Golgi network; phagocytic vesicle; recycling endosome. Gene Ontology annotation, molecular function: GTP binding; GTPase activity. Gene Ontology annotation, biological process: Golgi to endosome transport; endocytic recycling; defense response to bacterium. The transcript has a single exon. The coding region runs from base 182 to 829 and encodes 215 amino acids. The record is from RefSeq and is a predicted model, not a curated record. NCBI's taxonomy places the organism in Eukaryota, Metazoa, Chordata, Mammalia, Rodentia, Cricetidae.